Messenger RNA from Rhododendron vialii, 960 nucleotides. RefSeq lists its product as uncharacterized. The record is from RefSeq and is a predicted model, not a curated record. The transcript has a single exon. Bases 1 to 960 code for a protein of 319 amino acids. NCBI's taxonomy places the organism in Eukaryota, Viridiplantae, Streptophyta, Magnoliopsida, Ericales, Ericaceae.
AUGGAGUUGCCAAGGUUUGUGUUGUUCAAAUCACUCAAGGACAACAAAUACUUAGGCCGCACAAGUGAUGGUUACGCCAGUUUCGUCAGGGUGGACGAUUUGAGCCCGGAUGUAAAGCACGAAGUAGUGAUGGCAAAGUGUGGAGGUGGACUUGUCCACAUAAGACAUUGUCAAACCGGCAAAUACUUGAGAAGGUAUCUUGACUCUGAUGGGGUAACCACCACUUAUAUUUGUGGGGCGGCUGAUGAACCCGAGGAAGACAAAUCCAAAUGGUCCUGUACGUUGUUUAAGCCCUCCCCCUAUACCAAAGAUGGUGUUAAUGUCGUCCUAUUAAUACACUUGUGUCAUGGGGAUUGCUCAUUCGUAUUCCAGGUUGGUGACAACUUUAAAUCGGGAGGAAAUUUACAAAAAAAAUACUCAGAUAUGAAGUAUUUCAUUGUAGUCGAUUGGGUAUCGUUGUUGAACAAAUAUCUCAAAGAUGCUGCCAUUGGGGAAAUGAAAAUGAGGACGUUGCCAAGGUUUGUAGUGUUCAAAUCAGCGCAUAACAACAAAUACUUGUGUUGUGAUGAGUAUGAUCCAAACGGCCCAAACCUUCUCAGAUUCAUCAAAGAAGAUGCUAUGAGCCAAAACUCAAAGCACGAAGUCAUGAUGGCGAAGCGUGGAGAUGGAUUGGUCCACAUAAGGUGUUGUAGCACCGGCAAAUACUGGAGAAGGCUUUCGGAGGAUAAUAGUUGGAUUGCUGCAAAAGCUGACGAACCAGAGGAAGACUUAUCCAAAUGGUCGUGUACCUUGUUCUGGCCAUGCUAUGAUUCCAAGGAGGAUGAUAAUAGUGUUCAAUUAGAACACUCCCAGCUUGGGGAAAACACAAGAUUAUUCGAAAGCUGCUUAACCGCAAGAAAAUCAACACACACCACCACCAAAGAAGUGGGCCUAAUUGCAGUCAAUUGGGAAUCGUUAUAG